AUGGCACCAUCAAUCGUGACCCCAGACCUACCAACGUCACCCGUGGCAGAUGGUAAGGUUCCGGCGGCUUUCAAUACCAAAAGCGCGAGAGACCUUCCUGAGACGUUGCGUUCACAUUUCGCUGACCACAUCAACGGAAAAACUACCGAUGGUCCGAAGUCGACUGGCGACCGAUUCGAGGAACAUUCAGUUCCAUUCAAUGACCAAUACGCCCUCAACCCUCGCAAGCUCCGUAUCAUCACGAUUGGCGCCGGCUUUUCUGGGCUUGUGCUUGCGCACAAAUUCCAACAUGCCUACCCUGAGCUUCAGGACUUUGUUGAUCAUACGAUCUUUGAAGGCCGAAGCGAUAUUGGAGGAACAUGGCUAGUCAACACAUACCCCGGUGUUCAGUGCGAUGUGCCAUCUCAUAUCUACGCCUUCCCAUUUGACCCCAACCCAGACUGGCCCCGCUUCUAUUCCAGCGGACCUGCGAUUCAAGAAUACAUCAAGACAACAGUGAAAAAGUGGAAUCUAGAUCGUGAUAUUCAGUUAGAAACUCAAGUGGUCGGUGCCUACUGGCAGGAAGAUUCUGGAAAAUGGAAGAUUACUGUGAAGCACGAUGGAGUGGAGCGUGAUGAGUAUUGUGACAUUUUAAUAUCGGGCCAAGGUAACUUGGUGAGCCCUGCCUGGCCAAAGAUCACCGGACUCUCCGAUUUCAAAGGUCAUGUUACGCACUCUGCACGAUGGGACCAUGACUUCGAUUACUCCAACAAGCGGAUAGCUGUCAUUGGCAAUGGGUCAUCGGGAAUCCAGAUUGUACCUCAAAUGACCAAACUUCCCGGUACGACGGUGCGCAACUUUAUUCGUGGUCCAGCUUGGGUCUAUUAUCGUGUCCCGCCCUCAAAACAUCUUGGGCGAGAAACUGAAGAUACCAACCCGGAAUUCCUCGAAGAAGAAAAAAAGAGCUUCCGUGAUCCCGUCCAACACAGAGAAUAUCGUAAAGGAAUUAUUCACCGUACUAACAAGGCAUUCCGCUUGUUCAUGAAAGGGGAGCCCAAUGAAACUACCGUGGCCCUCGCAUCAGCCCAAAUGGCCGAGAAGCUCAACCAUGACCCUGUGCUGUGUGAACAGCUGAUCCCCAAAUGGGAGAUCGGUUGCCGUCGAGUUACCCCAGGCCCUGGGUACCUGGAGUCGUUCUCAAAACCGAAUUGCAGUCUCACCUCCAGCCCAAUAACCAAAAUCACCGAGAAGGGUAUUGUCACUGCCGACGGGCAAGAAUUUGAGUGCGAUGUUUUGGUUUGUGCGACUGGCUUUGACGUUUCCAAGUGCCCUCAAUACCCUCUCGUUGGCCAGAAUGGAGUCAACCUCGCUCAGAAAUGGAAGGAUGAGCCCACAUCCUAUCUUUCAGUAGGAACCGAUGACUUCCCCAAUUACUUCACGAUGGCCGGUCCCAACUGCCUCUGCGGCCAUGGCUCCCUCGUGGAGGCCUUGAACUGGACAGGCGACUAUUUCGUGAAAAUGAUCAAGAAAAUUGCCACAGAAGACAUCAAAUACAUGGUCCCAAAAUCAUCCUCUGUCCACGCAUUUGGAAAAUAUCAAGAUGAAAUCCACAAGACAUUGGUGUGGUCCGGCUCUUGUCGCAGCUGGUACAAGAGAGGCACCGUGGACGGCCGAGUCACACAUCUUUUCGCAGGUAGUGCUAUUCUGUUCCGCCGUCUACUAGGCGAGAUCCGCUCGGAGCAUUAUGAUAUUGCUUACAACUCGGGGAAUCCGUUCCGCUUCCUAGGCAAUGGAUUCACUGAGUGGGAAAUGAAACCGGAUGCCGAUCUGGGAUGGUAUGUGAAGGUUGCCAAGUCAGGGCCUGAGGCCUAUACUGGCAACGAUAUGAGCUGGGUAGCGAAAUAG
Messenger RNA from Penicillium coprophilum, 1884 nucleotides. RefSeq names its product flavin-containing monooxygenase. Lineage: Eukaryota; Fungi; Ascomycota; Eurotiomycetes; Eurotiales; Aspergillaceae. Gene Ontology annotation, molecular function: NADP binding; flavin adenine dinucleotide binding; N,N-dimethylaniline monooxygenase activity. Bases 1 to 1884 code for a protein of 627 amino acids. The record is from RefSeq and is a predicted model, not a curated record. The transcript is spliced from 5 exons.